This is a messenger RNA of Closterium sp. Naga37s-1, 2031 nucleotides long. NCBI's taxonomy places the organism in Eukaryota, Viridiplantae, Streptophyta, Zygnematophyceae, Desmidiales, Closteriaceae. The record is from the annotation of a GenBank genome assembly.
AUGAUUGGGUGCUCUCAAGAUUCAUUCCACAUGCCCCUCUCUCCACCUCUCUCCACCUCGCUCCACAUCUCUCCACCCCUCUCCAUCUCCCCAUCCUGUGCGCACGCACAGGCAGCAGAGCAGGUGGCGGCGGGAGCAGCAGGGCUGCCUAAGCGGCCAAGAGGCAAGAUGGUGGUGUUGGAGGACGACCCCUCUCGCUGGCACCAGCACUCCUUCCAUCGCACCGGCGCCUACGGCUUCAUUCAGUACAGCGCUUACAUGUUGGAACCGGCACGCAUCGUGGUGGUGGGGCUGGGAGCGCUGGCUCAGCGCAGCAAGCGGCGGUUGGAGGGGUGCUGGUGGCACCGGAUGGACGGGCACACCGUGAUUGCUGGCAAGCUGACACAGAUGGUGAUGGAGGAACAUCACAACUUCCUGUACGAGAUGGUGGUGCUACAGUGCACACUGGAAGAAGAGGUGGAUGAGACGGGAGGGCAUCUGAAGAUCUACAUGGACCGUCAAAUGCUCUACCCAAGCUCGAGAAGAAGGGAGGGAAAGAUAGCCCACUCUUGGCGCCUGGCGCACUGCAGCUCAACUCUCUAUGCAGAGGUGGAGGAGAGCAGCGUGGUGCAGUUCAUCCACUACCACCAGUGCCCCCCUUCCUCCCACCCUUAUCCCAGAGGCUCAACACAGGAGAGAGCCCACUCCCCUGGCGCCUGGCUUAUUGCAGCUCCAUGCUCUACCCGGACGCGGAGCGCAGCGUGCAGCAGUUCAUCCACUACCACCGCUACGCGGGCGGCUACGACCACUCUGUGCUCUACCACACCGUUGGGCUGCCCCCCUCCCAUCCUCUUGCCCGUACGCCCUCAAUCCCUCCCUGAUUCCCUCCCUGCUUCCCUCCCUGCUUCCCUCCCUGCUUCCCUCCCUGCUUCCCUCCCUGCUUCCCUCCCUGCUUCCCUCCCUGCUUCCCUCCCUGCUUCCCCUCCCUCCUGCCCUACCCUCUCCCCAAACCAGAGCCUCAAGGCAGCAGAGAGCCCUCUCCCCUGGCGCAUUGCUUUUUGCAGCUCCACAUUAUACGCAGAAGUAGAGGAGCGCAGCGUGCAGCAGUUCAUCCACUACCACCGCUACGCAGGCGGCUACAACCACUUUGUGCUCUACGACACCGUGGGGCUGCCCCCGUCACUCAUGGCGAUGCUGCAACCCAUGCUGGACGAAGGGCUUGUGACUGUUUCAGACUUCACCCAGGCCUACCAGUUUGACGCGUGGUUCUACUCCCAGGCCUACCAAUUCGACGCCUGGUUCUACUCCCAGGCAGUGGCGAUGCAUGACUGCAUGUUCCGCAUGCGCACACAGGCCGAUUGGAUCGCCUUCCACCCAUGCCUCCCCUCUCUCCCACCCUCACCUCCCUUCCUGUCCCCCUUCCCCUUCCUCACCCCAGGCAGCCGAUUGGAUCGCCUUCCACCCAUGCCUCCCCUCUCUCCCACCCUCACCUCCCUUCCUGUCCCCCUUCCCCUUCCUCACCCCAGGCAGUGGCGAUGCAUGACUGCAUGUAUCGCAUGCGCACACAGGCCGAUUGGAUCGCCUUCCACCCAUGCCUCCCCUCUCUCCCACCCUCACCUCCCUUCCUGUCCCCCUUCCCCUUCCUCACCCCAGGCAGUGGCGAUGCAUGACUGCAUGUAUCGCAUGCGCACACAAGCCGACUGGGUGGCCUUCCACGACCUCGACGAGUACCUCGCCGUGCAACCACCCGCAUCCCUCCCAACCAUACUCCACCGCUUCGAAUCCCUCCCGUACAUCACCCUCGGCACGUACGUGUUCUCGGCGCACGUAUGCGAGGAGGACGGGCCGGAGGACGUGUGGAGCGAGGAGGAGAGGCGGUUUGCCGUGGAGAGAAUGCUGCAGCGGCGCAAGGCGCCGUAUUGCCUUCGGGGAGAGGAUGAUCCCAAGGUGUGCGUGGACUAUUACGGCCAUCGCAAGAUGAUUGUCAACCCCCGCAAGGUGCGUGCUGGUGGUGGUGGAAUGGAAGAGACCGCAAUUGGGGGCAAUCCCUGA